UUUGGUCCUAGCAGUGUCCUGCUGCCGGGCAAGUCUACGUCCUUGCUUGACCGUUACGAGAAGGCACAACGGUAGCAGCUGUGUUAAUCGAAUGACUCCAAUCGAUAGGCGAUUGGCGGAAGUCCUUUGAAUGCUAGUGACGCAAUCUGCGUGUCGUGACGCACAUGCUUGUCCUACGCCGACUAGCUUCUCCGGGAGCCAAUUUUGUGGGUGUCAGGGGGCGCAGCUUGAGUCUGGUGGAGUUUGCCGGUCAGUGGUCUAGUUUAGAAAGACGACAGUUUCAAGCAAACAUGCGUGUGAUCUGUGAUUUUGUCACGGAGAAAGAGGAACAACGCCUGAUACGGGAAAUCGAGCCCCACAUCAGCCGCUUGCCUUACGAGUCAAGUCACUGGGAUGAUGCGAUCCAUGGGUACCGCGAAGUGGAGAGAAAGAAGUGGACACCCCACAGUCGUGCUGUGUUGGACCGCGUCUCCAGAGAGGCCUGUGGCGGUCAUGUGUUGCCCUUCGUCCACGUCCUGGACCUGGCUGAGGUUGGCAUGGUUAAACCGCACGUAGACAGCACUCGGUUUUGCGGGCACACCAUCGCGGGCAUCAGCCUGCUCAGCGACUGCGUUAUGCGACUAAAGCGGGCCACCAAAGAUACCGUUGGCCACUCCGCGGAUGUUCUCCUGCCGCGACGCUCACUUUACAUCAUGAGCCAUCUGGCGCGGUACGAGUUUACGCACGAAAUAUUGGUCGGUGAACAGUCGCGGUUCAGGGAGUACCCGGUGAAAAGGAGUCGACGCAUUUCCAUAAUUUGUCGAACGGAACCUUGAACACACACCCUUGCGUAUACGUUACGGGGAUCGCACUGAUCCUGAUGACCAAAAAUUGAGUCACUGUACAGACACUGGUAAUCAUCCCGAUCUGCUUGCCCUUACCGGUGGGCGUUGCCUUUUCUAAUCUGCCAAAUAUCAACCGAUGAGGAAGGUGGGUACAUAAUAGGCACACCGAAAUUAGCCGGAGCAGUUGCAUUGGUUAGGCAGGAUCCACAAAAAACUGGGACACGAUCCAGGGGACUCUGCUAAUUGACGGGGACUACACUAUUUAUUUUGUGUUUAAAGCUUUAAAAAGAGCGUAGACAGUCAGUGCUUUUUAAAACUAUUAAAGAAUACAACUUAUUUUAUGAAGAAAGUAGAUUUCUGGUCGCAGAAACAUUGUAAUAUUUAUACCUCGUUAAAGAAGAGUUGUUUAAAUUGGUAGGCAGCAAAACAAUACUUACGUAUUACUAAAAUAAUAUUUUUAAGCUUAUUGGACUUUUGGAGCAUAGCACAUCACAUUCCUUAUGUUUUUAGAAUGAUUAGUGUUCCUAGUGAAAAAAGUCUGGUUGAUAGGAAUGUACAGGUAUAUACAAUAAAUGUUUAUUCCGAUUCAGUGAUCAGUUAAAUGUAAUACAGAUUGCGGGCUGAGACAAAUCACACUUCAGAUUCACCCAAGUACGAUCCACUAAAUCAAAUGUGCAUAAUGCAUAACUUAAUCUAACUACCUGCACGGUAUAAAUAUUGGGUUCAUCUUAACCUCGCGCUUCCAAAUUGUCUAAUCCCUAUUAAUGUUAAAAAUGUUAUUUUUUUCUCAAAUAUAUGGUUUGAUGCUUUUCUACUUUCUUUUGUA
This is a messenger RNA of Drosophila rhopaloa, 1650 nucleotides long. RefSeq names its product alpha-ketoglutarate-dependent dioxygenase alkB homolog 7, mitochondrial. Lineage: Eukaryota; Metazoa; Arthropoda; Insecta; Diptera; Drosophilidae. Gene Ontology annotation, cellular component: mitochondrial matrix. Bases 165 to 815 code for a protein of 216 amino acids. Gene Ontology annotation, biological process: fatty acid metabolic process; DNA damage response. The transcript is spliced from 3 exons. The record is from RefSeq and is a predicted model, not a curated record.